AUGGGUGGCAACGUCUUCUCUCCCCCGGGGCCCGACGCCCUCAACACCCCUCGCAUGAGCCCGUCCGUCUACAACCACGUCAAGGAGCAGUGCACCAGCGCCCUCAAGAAAUUGGGUUUCUCGCGAGUUUUAACCCCCAUCGAAGCCCCGGAGAAGGACAGUUUCGGUGAUGUCGACAUCCUCGUGUGCCUCGAAGAGGCCAGCUUCACUCCAAACGCCCCACUUGACAAUUCCGAGUGGGAUCGGGUCGAAAAGGCUCUGAGAGCUGAGCGCAGCGCUUCUCAGAGCAGGAUCGGCCCGGACAAGAAGCGCAUCAUUGAUAGCAAGAGCUUUGCUGUCCCUUGGCCUGCCGGCUUUGGGUCACCUGGAGAGUCCAAGGCAGCUUCAGGUCCACGCUUCAUUCAGGUCGAUGUUCGCGCAUGUUAUACUCACCAAGAGAUGGAGUGGCGGGUGUUCAAGCACAAUCAUGGAGACCUGUGGAACAUGCUUGGCCAAAUCAUCCGACCUUUAGGGCUCACUGCCGAUGAGGUUAGCCUGUACAUCCGCAUACCAGAGAUCGAGAAGCAGGACAAGAAGAAAGCACGCGUCCUCCUGACCAGUGAUCCGACCAAAGUGAUCGACUUCCUCGGCCUCAGCCAACGCAAUGGCGAGAGGGGGAAGCCGUUCAAGUCAGUAAACGACCUCUUCGAAUACGCCGCGAGCUGCAAGUGGUUCAUGUUGUGGCCCCAAGACCAAAACGUGGAGGGAGAGAAAGCGAACGAUCGAUCGCGAAUGGAGAAGCGCCCGAUUUUCAAACGCUGGACCGAAGAGUUCAUCCCCGCCUGCCGCGCAAAAGGCCGCUUCGUGGUCGCCAACCCGCAGGAGCGCACCCCGCGUGACGUCCGCGACGAGGUCCGCAAGGAAGCCUUCAGGACCUUCCCGGACUCCGGUGCCGCGUACAACACCGCCCUCGCCGACUGGACCAAAGAGAAGACGCGCAUAUUCGUCAAGAACAAGCUCAUCAAGGAGGACGCGUGCCUCCCCGCGGACAUCACGCCCUUCCUGCCCACCCCACGCGAGCACGACGAUGGCACGACAGCCACCCUCCCCGACCUCGAGAGGAACUGGCGCGGCGUGCUGCGCUCGGCGCUCGCCAAGGUGAUCAUCGACGAUGACGACACGUUCGGGAGCAUCAGGCCCCCCGGGCUCCGCGACGCGGAGGGCGUGCUGGAGGUCGACCGCAUCAAGGAGUGGAUCGGCCAGAAUUGGAAGGAGGUCGGGCGCGUGGCAUGGGAGCUGAACUGUGAGCGUUCCCGGGAGAGCAUGGAGCGCAAGCGUAAGGCUGCUGAGGACGCACAGGCGGGCAAGGCCGCUGUCGGCGAGGCGACGGACGGCAAGCAGUGA
Diaporthe citri is the source of this 1383-nucleotide messenger RNA. RefSeq lists its product as uncharacterized. The record is from RefSeq and is a predicted model, not a curated record. The coding region runs from base 1 to 1383 and encodes 460 amino acids. Lineage: Eukaryota; Fungi; Ascomycota; Sordariomycetes; Diaporthales; Diaporthaceae. The transcript has 2 exons.